AUGUCUAGCCAACACAAGGGUCUUAUUGAGGCAGUUAAGGCGGUGAUUCCUUGUGCUGAGCAUAGACAAUGUGUCAGGAACAUUAUUGCAAACUUUAAGAAAAUGUUUGCAGGGGCUAUGCUUGAGAACCUUUUUGGAAGGCUUGAUCCAAAGACUUGGUCAAGGGCAUUUGAUGAAGUCGGCAAGGCUUAUGUUGCAGUGGAGAAUAGUCUAUCAGAGAGCUUUAAUGUAGUAGUUGUGGAAGCCAGAAGGAAACCUAUUAUCACUUUUCUGGAGGAGAUAAGGGAAAAUUACAAUAAAACAUACCUUAAUAAUAUGUUGCCUAUGAAUGAUAGUAACAUAUGGCCAGAUACAUCAUUUACCCCACCAUUACCUCCCCAAAGAAGAAGGAUGCAUGGAAGACAUAUUGUUAAAAGGAAGAGAGAUGUCUCAGAGAGGAUGGGGAAGCACAACGUAUCAAAGAAGGGAAGAGUGAAUGGAGGUGUAGGUGGUGAAGGUGGUGGGCUGCAUGGAGGUGUAGGAGGUGAAGGUGGUGGAGUGCAUGAUGUUCCAAUGUCAGGUGGCGGAGUUAACUCAAGGGGUGUGUGUGGUGCUGUUAGAACAAGAAAGCCUUCUGAAAGACUUUUGAAGACCAAACUUGCAAAAGCAGUGUAUGGAAAGAAUGGUGAAGGUAGCUCAACAAAAAAUCCAAUGGAUAUAGAUUAG
Molecule: messenger RNA, 705 nt
Organism: Lactuca saligna
Lineage: Eukaryota; Viridiplantae; Streptophyta; Magnoliopsida; Asterales; Asteraceae
Source: the annotation of a GenBank genome assembly